Cyphellophora europaea CBS 101466 is the source of this 750-nucleotide messenger RNA. RefSeq lists its product as uncharacterized. The transcript is spliced from 3 exons. The record is from RefSeq and is a predicted model, not a curated record. The coding region runs from base 1 to 750 and encodes 249 amino acids. Lineage: Eukaryota; Fungi; Ascomycota; Eurotiomycetes; Chaetothyriales; Cyphellophoraceae.
AUGAAAGCUACCUACGUCUCCGCAGUCGUAUCCCUAGCCAGACUGUUUGCUCUUGCCGGAGCAGACAUCACCCUGAAUCCUUUCCCCGAUGUUGUUCAUGUCGGCGAGACUUACACACUGACUUGGACCGCAACAGCCAACUAUACGUACACAGUGUGGCUCAUCAUCAACGACGACAGCGACAACGCCUAUGAAUGGACCAAGGUAACAAGCCUAGGGGCCAGCCUCGAAUUCGAAUCGCUUAACGUCAGCUACGAGUGGACCGUUCCAUCCAAGAUCAGUCUUGAAAGCCUCUACGGCCUCUGGCUCAACGGCUUCACCAUACCCUUCAACGGAGCCAGCUACACUACCCAGACAAACUGGUUCAGGGCAACCAACUCGUCACAGAGCCCUGGCAGUUCCGGCGGCGUGACUCCUAGUGCCACGCACUCCGCCAGGCCAAGCACUGCCGCUUCCGAAGCCUCACACAGCGACAAAUCCCUUUCUGGAGGCGCAACAGCUGGCAUUGUCAUCGGAUGUCUACUUGCCGCUGGUAUAAUAAUCGGUGCGGCUCUGCUGUUUGCCCACCGCAGACGGCGAGCCGGCAUCGAGCGCAGGGAAGCCGCCGCGAGAGCCAACAGGCUGGAGCCAGUCAUGCAAGAUAAUUUUCCAGGAUAUGAGAUGCAGCCGAGGACCUCGCGCGCUUUGUGGGGCAGGCAUUCGGUAACGUCUGAGAUGAGGUACGUCGGUGGUGUCGCGGACGUUUCUUAG